Molecule: messenger RNA, 3092 nt
Organism: Entelurus aequoreus (snake pipefish)
Lineage: Eukaryota; Metazoa; Chordata; Actinopteri; Syngnathiformes; Syngnathidae
Gene: exosc6
Product: exosome component 6
Exons: 2
Coding region: 68-892 (274 amino acids)
Biological process (GO): U4 snRNA 3'-end processing; nuclear mRNA surveillance; poly(A)-dependent snoRNA 3'-end processing
Cellular component (GO): nucleolus; nuclear exosome (RNase complex); cytoplasmic exosome (RNase complex)
Source: RefSeq, a predicted model, not a curated record
AGCUGUGUUUUCAGUAGUGCAGAUUUUGGUGCCGGACCAAUCUGCACGCUGUUGUUUUAUCUCCGCCAUGCCUGUCGAUACCAAACGAGUGCGCGGCCCAGAUGUCUCCCAAAGCCCGUCUUUGUUUGCCAUCAAGCCGGCGGCGGCCGUCUCCUCGCUCGGGCCCCGAGCAGAUGGCCGCCAGCGGGACCAAGUGGACGUCCGGCCGGUGUUUGUCAGGUGCGGGCUGGUGAGUCAGGCGAAGGGCUCCGCGUACAUGGAGGCUGGAGACACCAAGUUGAUGUGCUGCGUUUACGGACCCAGAGAAACGGAGCGGAAAGACGAGACCGACAUGAAAUGUGGAAGGUUGUCGACUGACAUGCGUUUUGCUCCAUUCUCUUGCCCGGAAAGAGGCUCUUGGAUUCAAGGGAGUCAGGACAAGGACUUUUCUCUGAUGCUGCAGGAGAGUCUGCAGCCCGCCCUGUGCCUCCACAAAUACCCUCGCUCUCAAAUCGAGGUCAACGUGAUGGUGCUGGAAAACAGCGGUUCAGUCCUCGCACACGCCGUCACCUGCGCUUCCCUCGCCCUCGCAGACGCGGGCAUCGAAAUGUACGACCUGGUUCUGGGCUGUGCCAUCUGCCAGGACGGCCCCUCUUUUGUGGUGGACCCGACGUACGCGGAGGAAAACGGCUGCAGCUCAGUCGGCGGUGGCAAUCGGGGAAGGCUGACAACGGCAUUCCUGCCCAGUUUGAACCAGGUUUCCGGGCUCCAGUCGGAUGGAGAAAUGACGGAAGAGACUCUGUCAGCCGGGGUGCGUACGUGCAUCGAGGGCUGCUAUAAGAUCUAUCCUGUCAUCCAACAAGCUUUGGCUAAGGCAGUGCGGAAGGCAGCACCUCCACCAUCAGAGAGCUGAUCCACUUAUUCAAUUUGUGCCUUUUUGUCAGUUUUUCUACCGUAUUAGUAAUUAAGCAUGUCCGAUUCCAAUACUGAUCAUCCAAAAGUGAGAUCAUCUGAUACUAAUCACAUGUAUUAACUGUUUAUUUUUCAGUUUUCAGUUACAGUAUACUUUUAGACCAGGCCUGGGCAAUUAUUUUGAAUCGGGGGGGGCCAACUUUAGAGAAAAAAAAUGUGUCUGGGGGCCGGUAUAUCUAUUUUUAGGAGCACUAAUACAAAACCUCACAAUAAUGUCUGAUUGAAUGCUAAAAACGUUAUGACAGACCGCCUUAAAAAAUGGAAUGGGAGGUUAUUUUCUUUACUGAAUGAGACACCCAGAAUGUACAUGAAAAUAAAGAAUGUGGGAUUUACAAUAUUAACUAUGAACGAUAAAACACUGAAUAUUGACAACAUGUGAACGUCACACCCCCUCUCCAUCGACAUAUUUUACAAUCAAACAAAAAUGCAACAACCGCAGCGAAAUAUGAACGUGAACAAACCCCCACCUACAAUCUGAAAUAUUACUAAGCUUUAGAACUUUGUUGUAAAAAUCUCCUUCCGCGUCUGUCCCUGACACCCGCAUUUCAGGCUGGCCGCUGUGGAAACGCUCCCCACCCAAACUGCUCGGUGCCUCGUCUGAGCUGCUGUGACGUAGAUGACCAUAGUAACUAAUUUGAUUACCAUAGUAACUAGUAUAUCAUGCAAAAGCGCAGAUUCCAACCAUUGAAAUACUUUAUAUACCGUAAUUUCCGGGCUAUAAGCCGCACCAGCUAAAUUUAGGGGAAAAUACAGAUUGCUCCAUAUAUAAGCCGCACCCGACUAUAAGCCGCAGGGUUUUGAUGUGUAAUUACCGUAGUAUAUAGGGGUUCCUGCUACCACGGAGGGGAUUGUCGGGACAGAGAUGACUGUUUGGGAACGCAAAGCGUCCCAUUUAUUAACAAUAAAUCUUUCAAUCAUUCAAUCAAACUUUCACAUCUUUGACAUGGCGAACAGCAUUCGUGCAGAGUACAAAUAAUACAACGGUGCAAAGUAAUACAAAGUGCUCGCCUGUACGUUAUCAAAAUAACCAGCCUACCGGUAUAUGAAAAGUCAGUCUUUAAUCAUUGUGUCAUCGUCUUCCUCCUGCAUACUAAAACCACCGAAAUCCUCUUCGUCGGUGUCGGAGAAGAACAGGCCGUAAAUAAGCCGCACCCUUGUAUAAGCCGCAGGGACCAGAACGAGGGGAAAAAGUAGCGUCUUAUAGUCCGGAAAUUACGGUAGUUCAAGACUUUCGUUGAUUUGAAAACAUCACUGCACAUCAUUAUAGCAGCGACAGUCUCCAUCUUAAAGAUCUAAAAAAAAACUAUUUGGGAAUGUCCGGCGGGCCAGAUUGAAAAGCUUAGCAGGCCUUCAUUUUCCCAAGUCUGUUUUAGACGAAACAUGUCAUCAGACUUAUUCUACUGGGUUUUCUUUCUACAGAGCAGCCUGUUUAAGUCCACCAACUCAUCAAGUACUAGUCCACUGUGUUCUCAUGACUAAAAAAAAAGUGCUCGCUUAAGUCAACGUCAACCGCUUUUGGUGACUUAAAAUUUGGGAUCAGCUGAUGUUUUGAGAAAAAAAGGAGGGUCCUAUAUCCAUGUCAAUAAUGUUUUGGUUGGCCAAGUCAGCUGGUAGAGUAGAAAUUAACAUAAAAUGGUGUAAAUAGCUGCUGCAUUGUUGGGUCUUUCCUCCAAUGUCGUACCUUCUACGAAUGCACUGCUGCAGUUCUCUUCCCUCGGGUGAAACACCUGCAAGUGUCAUUCGUUUCUCUCCACCUUGUUGUAACCGGUGUGAGGCUGAUGCAAUGUUACCUAAGGAAUCAACUGACUGAAAUGAGAGCUUCAGACAACCGUCAGUGUUUUUUUUUUGUUUUGUCUGUUAUUACCGACGUCUGAACAUUUUAAAAACUUGUCUGACCUGUACCUCCUAAUGUCCUGUUUAUCUGGAGCUCAUUUUAUGUAUUUUGUUUACAAGUUUGAUCAUUAACAUUUAGCAAAAGUGCUACUGUGCUUAGUUUGUUUCAACAAAUGAUUAGGAUUGCUGCUCUGUAUGUUAUCUGAGGAAUUCUGGCUGGUAUCGUCAUACACCUGUUUCAAAAUUGCCUCUUGUAAAGCUCCAAACCUUCAAUAUUACACAUUUGCACAAUAAACCUCUGAUUGGAA